AUGGCGGGGGCCCCGGCCGCUCUGCUGCCCCUCGUCCUCCAGCUCACGAGCGUGGCCGUGGCCUCCGCGACGGACGGAGGUGGGGUCAUCCUCCCGGAGGCCCCUGGGCUUGCUGACAUCCAGGACUACCAGCAGCAGGCACCAGCCCGCUCCUCAUCCCAUGCUGGGGCCCCACAGGAGCAGUGGCGCCCCCUGGAGGAGCGACUGGAAAGGCUGGAGGCCCAGAUGAUGGAACUCAGAGAGCAGAACAAAGAGCUGCAGGCGAGGGUGAGGCAGCUGGAGUCCUGUGAAUGCCGCCCAGCGUCUCCCCAGUGCUGGGGGCUGGGGCGGGCCUGGCCCGAGGGUGCUCGUUGGGAGCCUGACACCUGCACCGCCUGUGUCUGCCAGGAUGGGACCGUGCACUGUGACCCCAAGCCCGACCUGCCCCACUGCCACGGCUGCAGCCACAAUGGUCAGACCUAUGGCAGCGGGGAGACCUUCUCCCCGGACGCUUGCACCACCUGUCACUGCUUGGAAGGAACCAUAAAGUGUACCCAGAAGCCAUGCCCAAGAGGACCCUGCCCGGAGCCAGGAACAUGCUGUCCUCACUGUGAGCCAGGCUGCCCUGGAGGCCACAGGGAUGGGGAAACAUGGGAACCAGAGCCCUGUGUCAUCUGCACCUGCCAGGCAGGGACCGUGCGGUGCCAGGGGCCCUCAUGUGCAGAGCUCAACUGCCUGGAGAGCUACACCCCACCUGGGGAGUGCUGCCCUGUCUGCCGGCCAGGCUGUGAGUAUGAGGGGCGGCCUUAUGAAGAGGGGGCCAGCUUCCUGUCCAGCGCCGACCCUUGUCUCCAAUGCUCCUGCCUGAGGAGCCUGGUUCGCUGUGCACCCAUCAAGUGUCCACCCAGCCCCUGCCCUGAGCCAGUCCUGAGGCCUGGCCACUGCUGCCCGACCUGCCAAGGCUGCACGGAAGGUGGCUCUCGCUGGGAUCAUGGCCAAGAGUGGACUGCCCCUGGGGACCCCUGCCGGAUCUGCCGGUGCCUGGAGGGCCACAUUCAGUGCCGCCAGCGAGAAUGCUCCAGCCUGUGCCCGUACCCUGCCCGGCCUCGUCCAGGCACCUGCUGCCCGCUGUGCGAUGGCUGUUUCCUAAAUGGGCGGGAGUACCACAGCGGAGAGCCCGUGGGCUCUGGGGACCCCUGCUCGCACUGCCACUGUGCCAAUGGGAGUGUCCAGUGUGAGCCUCUGCCCUGCCCGCCCGUGCCCUGCAGACACCCAGGCAGGAUCCCUGGCCAGUGCUGCCCAGUCUGUGAUGGCUGUGAGUACCAGGGACACCAGUACCAGAGUGAGGAGACCUUCCGACUCCAAGAGAGGGGGCGCUGCAUCCGCUGCUCCUGCCAGGCUGGCGAGGUGUCCUGUGAGGAGCAGGCGUGCCCGGUUGCCCCCUGCACCCUGCCUGACUCUGGCCCCCAGCUCUGCCCAGCCUGCGUGCUGGAUGGAGAGGAGUUUGCUGAGGGGGUCCAGUGGGAGCCUGAUGGUCAGCCCUGCACGGCCUGCUCCUGUCAUGAUGGCGUGCCCAUGUGUGGGGCUGUGCUCUGCUCCCCACCCCCCUGCCAGCACCCUACCCAGCUCCCCGGUGCCUGCUGCCCCAGCUGUGAGAGCUGCACCUACCACGGCCAAGUGUAUGCCAAUGGGCGGAACUUCACGGACGCGGAUAGCCCUUGCCACGCCUGCCGCUGCGAGGCUGGGACUGUGAGGUGCUCCUUGGUUGACUGCCCUCCCACAACUUGUGCCAGGCCCCGGAGUGGACCCGACCAGUGCUGCCCCAGGUGCCCAGACUGCAUCCUGGAGGAACAAGUAUUUGUGGAUGGCGAGAGCUUCUCCCACCCCCGAGACCCCUGCCAGGAGUGCCGGUGUCAGGAAGGCCAUGCCCAUUGCCAGCCUCGGCCCUGCCCCAGGGCCCCUUGUGCCCAUCCACUGCCUGGCACCUGCUGCCAGAACGACUGUAAUGGCUGUGCCUUUGGCGGGAAAGAGUACCCUAACGGAGCAGACUUCCCCCACCCGUCUGAUCCCUGCCGUCAGUGUCGCUGUCUGAGCGGAAGCGUGCAGUGCCUCUCCCGCCGCUGCCCGCCGCUGCCCUGUCCAGAGCCGGUCCUGCUGCCCGGAGAGUGCUGCCCGCAGUGCCCCGCCACCUCCUCCGGCUGCCCGCGGCCAGGGGGCGGGGUCCCGGCCCGCCACCUAGAGCAUUUCUCCCAGCCCGACGACCCCUGCCGCCGCUGCCUCUGCCUCGAUGGCUCUGUGUCCUGCCAGCGGCUGCCCUGCCCGCCUGCGCCCUGCUCCCACCCGCGCCAAGGGCCCUGCUGCCCGUCCUGCGACGGCUGCCUGUACCAGGGGAAGGACUUUGCCAGCGGGGAGCGUUUCCCUUCGCCCACUGCCUCGUGCCACGUCUGCCUCUGCUGGGAGGGCAGCGUCAGCUGCGAGCCCAGGGCCUGCGCACCUACUCAGUGCCCCUUCCCCGCCAGGGGUGACUGCUGCCCUGCCUGUGAUGGUUGCGAGUAUCUAGGGGAGUCCUACCUGAGCGGCCAGGAGUUCCCGGAUCCCCGAGAGCCCUGCAAUCUGUGUACCUGCCUUGGAGGCUUUGUGACCUGUGGCCGCCAGCCCUGUGAGCCUCUGGGCUGCAGCCACCCGCUCACCCCGGCUGGACACUGCUGCCCAACCUGCCAGGGAUGCCUCUAUCAUGGGGUCACCGCAGCCCAUGGAGAGACCCUUCCUGACCCACUCGACCCCAGCUGCUCCCUCUGCACCUGCCAGGAAGGUUCCGUGCGCUGCCAGAAGAAGCCAUGUCCUCCAGCUCUCUGCCCCCACCCCUCUCCAGGACCCUGCUUCUGUCCUGUUUGCCACAAUCCCCCUCCUGGCACCCGCAUGCCCUGCUGGCCACCCAGGGUGGGGGGACAGGGGCACGCGUGCAGAACCAAGACUCAGAGCGCGUCCCUGCCCACCUGGGACACAGGCUGCCUGGCUCACGGGGAGGAGCACCCGGAAGGCAGUAGCUGGGUGCACCCCCAAAGCCCCUGCUCCUCCUGCAUGUGUCACGAGGGUGUCGUCACCUGUGCCCGCGUCCAGUGUGUCAGCUCCUGUGCCCAGCCCCACCGAGGGCUCAGUGACUGCUGCCCUCGAUGCUCUGACUGUGAACAUGAAGGUCGGAAGUACGAGCCAGGGGAAAGCUUCCAGCCUGGGGCAGACCCGUGUGAAGUGUGCAUCUGUGAGCUGCAGCCUGAGGGGCCCCCGAGCCUUCAGUGUCAUCGGCGGCAGUGUCCCAGCCUGGUGGGCUGUCCCGCCAGCCAGCUCCUGCCCCCUGGGCCACAGCACUGCUGCCCCACCUGUGCCCAGGCGCUGAGCAACUGCACAGAGGGCCUGCUGGGGUCUGAGAUGGCCCCGCCGGACCCUUGCUACACCUGCCAGUGCCAGGACCUGACAUGGCUCUGCAUUCACCAGGCCUGUCCUGAGCUCAGCUGUCCCCCAUCGGAGCGCCACACCCCCCCUGGGAGCUGCUGCCCCGAGUGCCGAGGACCCUUUCCACUUCCCUCGCACUGGUUGCCGGGCCUGCCAUCUGAAUGUGUGGUGGAGGCCGAGGGCCGGAGAGCGGCGGAUGGAGAGAGCUGGCGGGACCCUAGCAACGCUUGCAUUACUUGCGCCUGCCAUCGGGGCCGCGUGGAGUGCCACCUGGAGGAGUGCCCCGCCCUCUCCUGCCCCCAGGGCUGGGCGAAGGUGCGAGAGGCUGGCAGCUGCUGUGAGCGAUGCCAAGCCCCCGCCCAGUCGUGCGCGCACGAGGGCCGGGCUGUGGCCUCCGGGGAGCGCUGGGCCGUGGACGUUUGCACCACUUGCUCCUGCGUGGCAGGCACCGUGCGCUGCCAGAGCCAGCGCUGCCCGCCGCUCUCCUGUGGCCCCGACGAGGCCCCCGCCCUGAGUCCCGGCAGCUGCUGCCCCCGCUGCCUGCCCCGACCCGCCUCCUGCAUGGCCUUCGGAGACCCUCAUUACCGAACAUUCGACGGCCGCCUGCUGCACUUCCAGGGCAGCUGCAGCUAUGUGCUGGCCAAGGACUGCCGCGGAGGGGACUUCAGCGUGCACGUGACCAACGAUAACCGGGGCCGGAGGGGUGUGGCCUGGACCCAGGAAGUGGCGGUGCUGCUCGGGGACGUGGCGGUGCGGCUGCUGCAGGGCAAAGAGGUCACGGUGGACGGGCGCCCUGUGGCCUUGCCCUUUCUGCAGGAGCCGCUGCUGUACGUGGAGUUACGGAGACGCACCGUGAUCCUGCAUGCCCAGCCCGGGCUCCAGGUGCUGUGGGAUGGGCAGUCUCAGGUGGAGGUGAGCGUGCCCAGCUCCUACAGGGGCCAGAUGUGUGGGCUCUGUGGGAACUUCAAUGGCUUUGCCCAGGAUGAUCUGCAGGGCCCUGAGGGGUUGCUCCUGCCCACAGAGGCUGCAUUUGGGAAUAGCUGGCAGGUCCCAGAAGGGCCGGGACCCAGUCGGAUAUGUUCCAAGGGCCGCGAGGUGGAUCCGUGCAGGGCAGCGGGUUACCGUGCCAGGCGUGAGGCCAACGCCCGGUGUGGUGUGCUUAAGUCCUCCCCGUUCAGUCGCUGCCACUCUGUGGUGCCACCAGAGCCCUUCUUUGCCGCCUGCGUGUAUGACCUAUGUGCUUGUGGCCCCGGCUCUUUGGCUGACGCCUGCCUCUGUGAUGCCCUGGAAGCCUAUGCCAGUCACUGUCGCCAGGCAGGGGUGACACCUGCCUGGCGGGGCCCCACACUCUGCGUGGUGGGCUGUCCCCUGGACCGCGGCUUCGUGUUCGAUGAGUGUGGCCCGCCCUGUCCCCGCACCUGCUUCAACCAGCACAUCCCCCUGGGGGAACUGGCCGCCCACUGUGUGAGGCCCUGCGUUCCUGGCUGCCAGUGCCCCGCGGGCCUGGUGGAGCACGAGGCCCACUGUAUCUCACCCGAGGCCUGCCCCCCAGUCCAGCUCACCGGGGACCUGCCACCCAGGCCUCCGCCCAGCCCUGGCCGGUAG
Messenger RNA from Puma concolor (puma), 5034 nucleotides. The record is from RefSeq and is a predicted model, not a curated record. NCBI's taxonomy places the organism in Eukaryota, Metazoa, Chordata, Mammalia, Carnivora, Felidae.